CAGCGACUGCCGAGCCUCAGAGAAUAAAGCACACCCGCCGGUGGGAAAAUAGGCUGCGUUUGUGAUACUGUGUAGCUAACUAGGCAGAUAGUUAACGUUUGGCACUAUCUAUAAUUAAAGUCGUUGUCUUUGAGGAAAGAAACCGGAAAAGUUUCCUGGAUAGCUGUUCAUUGUGGUCGCAGCCCGUUAGCUAAGCUAAACCGGAGACGGGAUCUUAAUUAAUCCAGACGGGACCAGCCCCAGGAACCGGCAGCAGCAGUCAGUCACACCCUUGUCUGGGGUUAGUGGACGAACCCUGUCUGCGCAGCAACCUUAAAUUGCUACCCUUCACAUGUUACAUUGUUAUAUACAGAUGCAUGUUAGCCUCAGACUGCUGAAUUGGAGCUUCAGAGCAAUAUUGUGAGUGAACUGGGAAGUGUGGACUAGAUAUGACUGACUCAUCAUCAUGGCACGGGCAGAGGAGAUAACCCUGAACAGUCCGUCUGCUGCAGUGCCAACCAGACAGCCCCAUAACUAGCCAGACAGCUAAGUUAUUUACACAUCCAAUCGUUUCUAUUAUAUACUCCCCCUGGUAGUCAGCUUGGCAAUAUGAACACCCCGAUGUACACAUUUGUCACCCGUGACGACAACAGCACCAUUUAUGCAGAAGUUUCCAAAAUCCUCGUCUCGACUGGACAAUGGAAGAAGCUGAAAAGAGACAAUCCCAGAUUCAACUUAAUGCUCGGUGAACGGAACAGACUGCCCUUUGGACGUCUUGGUCAUGAACCAGGACUGGUGCAGCUUGUGAAUUACUACAGAGGAGCAGACAAGCUUUGCAGGAAGGCAUCCUUGGUCAAGCUAAUAAAGACCAGCCCGGAGCUGUCCGACUCCUCUAACUGGUUUCCAGAAUCCUACAUCAUCUAUCCCACUAACCUCAACACCCCUGUUGCUCCAGCUACAAAUGGCAUUAGUCAUCUGAAGAACAAUCCCAAGACAGAUGAGCGUGAAGUUUUCUUGGCCUCUUAUCACUCUAAAAAAGAAAGUGGGGAGGGCACGGUGUGGAUAGCCAAGUCUUCUGCUGGAGCUAAAGGUGCUGGUAUUUUGAUAUCCCAUGAUGCUAACCAGCUGCUGGAGUACAUUGAUAAUCAGGGUCAGGUUCAUGUUAUUCAGAAGUACCUGGAGAAACCUCUGCUCCUGGAGCCGGGACAUCGGAAGUUUGACAUCAGGAGCUGGGUGCUAGUGGACCAUCAGUACAACAUCUAUUUAUACCGGGAGGGUGUGCUACGGACGUCCUCUGAGCCCUACAACAGCUCUGACCUCCAGGACAUGACCAGUCACCUCACCAACCACUGCAUCCAGAAGGAGCACUCCCUGAACUACGGACGAUAUGAGGAGGGGAAUGAGAUGUUCUUUGAUGAGUUCAGGCUGUACCUGCUGAACACUCACAAUGUCACCCUGGAGAGCACCAUAUUACCUCAGAUCAAGCAGAUCAUAAAGAGCUGUCUGACAUGUAUUGAGCCGACAAUCAGCACCAAGCACCUGUCCUACCAGAGCUUCCAACUCUUCGGGUUUGAUUUUAUGGUGGACGAGAGCUUCAAAGUGUGGCUCAUUGAGAUCAAUGGAGCUCCAGCCUGUGCACAGAAACUAUACUCAGAGCUAUGUCAAGGUAUCGUGGAUGUGGCCAUUUCCAGUGUCUUCACCCUGAACAGCGGCGGUGACUCCUCAUCUGCUUCCUCUUCACCUUAUUCCUCCUCCCCAUCCUCCACGUUCUCCACCAACUCGUGCUCCUCUCCCAAACUGAGAGGACCUCUUAACGUGGGCCCUUUCACUCGACUGUAAGCACACAAGCAAUUAUUCCCCUCGUCUCGUCAUAGCUUCUACAUCCUCUGUCCUCACUCCUAAACUCUGCCAGAGAAGUAGCACAUGCCAGCGAGCCGAGCCUUUAAUUGUACCUUCCCUGUCAUGCCUGGAGGGAGUCAUUCUUUCUAUGGAAAUCACUGAGCUGCGGAGAUGGUCUCUGCUCUCCUGAGUAUGCAUAAUAUGAAUGUGAGGACGGUGAUCAACGGAUGAAAAAACUUUUGGGGAGUUUCUGAAUGAGGACAGACAACCUUCCAUCCCAGUCCCAUCACCAGUUUCUCCACAAGCAGAUUAAUGGAGGUCUGAAGGAUGCAGAGACGCUCUAAAUGAGACUGUAGUGCCUUACAUUUUCAGCCACGCUCCCUUAAAAAGACUGCCAGUUAGCUUGCUCUGUUACUGUGACUUGUACUUGUUCUAUAAGCCUUUGCACUGUUGCUCAGUAAAGUCAAUGUGGUCAUGAUCAGUCCACAAGAAUUAGCAUAAAACUAAUUUCUUAAAAUUUGAGAUCUUAGUAAACGUGUCAUUUUGAAUGUCAAUUUUUUCACCAGACAUGUUUCUGUAGCCUGGGAAGCAGACAAAUCUGCAAACUCGUGUUUUAUUUGCUUGGGCAGAUGCUUCUGGUCCUUCUCCUGUUCAGACAGAUUUACAGCCCAGCCAACCUGGCCUGGGUCAAGCCAAUCACAGCCUUGUGUUUCAAACAAUGACUGACAACUUGCGCUUCAGGGCACGGUCACACACAUGAGCGAAUGCAGGCAAGUGACCAUCGCCUGCCAAAGUGAUAUUUGUGCCGAUUGUGUGCUAUGCCGGAUGUGACAAACACGGGAAGCUAGCUUUAUAGCUAAUGUUAGCUAGCUUGCUAAGAAAUACAGCGAAAUAUGGUGUUAUUGGUACAUCUUCCAUUUCCUUACGUUCAUGCCAGUUUCCCAACUCACUGCCAGCCAGGCAGCGUUUCUCAUGUGGGGCAGUAUCGGCUGGUUAGACAAAACAACAGUCAGUGCCUCCUCCACACUUUGUUUGCUACUGGAUGAGGCUGCGGCUUCGAAGGUCUCAGUUCACUAAAGUUGAACUGCUUUGCCAACAGAAGCAAGUUUAAUUCUCCCCUCAGCUCACAAUAAAUAGAAGUGAAUGGGAGGUGAAUAUUCACCAAUGUGACUGUGCCCUUUGGCAAAAUACGUGAUGAUGUAAUAAUUGGCUUGUGCACACUUGCGCGGCAGGUCUGUGACAGUGACCAUAAACUUAGCUUAUGAGAAGACGGCUGCAGCUGAUGUGGAACUUUCUGUUAACGUACUAUUUUUAAAUUCUAAUGAAAAAACAUGACAAUGCCAAACCAUCACAGCUUAUCUGUGCAUGCUGUAGUCUGUUUACAUUUGUUCAUUGCUCAGUGCUACGUCACGUUUCAUUGGUCUAACUAGAUCUAUCCAACUGUGUCCAGAGGCAUUUUGGUCUGUGGCCAGUGACGGCUCUUGGAAAUCAAAAACAAACUGAGAGGUUUCAGACUUGCAACUUGCAAUGCGAUUUAUUCUUGCAAGGUCAGGCUAACGUUUAUUAUUUCUUACCUUUUUUUAUUGCAGCUUGCCUGCAGCUAUCUGUACCCAUUAGUUUCAGUCAGGAAUGUUAAAAAUGAAGACAGUACUAAGAUAUUUAAACUUAGAAAGACUAAUGUACUAACCCAACGUGUCUGAUGAGCUGAACAUUCAAGAUGUCUAGGUUUACUUUGAAAAUCAACAUUCCUCUUAACUUGACCAUGUGGACACUACAUAUUAUUUACAUUCAGGGCAGCUGGGUGGCACGAGUGAACAGGGAGAUCGUCCUUCAUCUGGUAAACCCAGGUUUAAGUCCGUCCUGACAAAUGUUCCUCACCCCUGAGUAUUAGCCUACAUUAUUCAGUUCUUAACCUAUCCUUUACAAAAUAGUCCAUCUGAAGACAUGUUUGAUGUUUUAUUUGUCAUUUGAAGAGAGCAUGUUCGUGUGAAAGCAUGUAGUAGAAUGGAUCGUCAAAAAAGUCCCCACGGCACCUUUUGGCCCCGUUUGUAAAGAGCUGCCCACGUGUGUGUUUUAUCUCUGAUCUGUGAAAAGACUGUCAUUGUAAAGUGUUGUUAACACGUGUGUGGAUUAUGUUUUUGAAGUGUUGUAAUGAAGGUAGACUAGAUUGUACAGUGUGUGAAAGACCCCAUGAAAUGAAACUGACUGGACACGAUCAGUAUUUGUAACAUAACAGAGCUGAUGGAGACAGAAAAAAAACAAACGUACACUACUUCAUACUUUUUACACUAGUCUUGUAAAAGCAUACUGUGUCAAAUGUGUUAUUACCAAAGAAAACUCAGCUUUCUUUUCACUUUUAUCAGAGUUGCAUUUCAUGACUGAUUUUUUUGUUUGUUUCAUGGGGUCCUUGAAAUAUAUCAGUCCUUAAUUUUUCUUUUAAUCUUUGUUAAUAGAUGAGACUUUAGAUGUGACUUACAUCUAAUCUAUUUCAUGUUAUUGUUUGUUAGAAAGUAAUGUUUAGUUUAUCCUCAGACAUGAAACUUUAAAUUAGCUCAAAAAUUGUGACAGCUGCACGCUGGGUAGUGGAUUCAACUGUUGUGUCUCCAGGGGCUCAUUUUAGAGAAUAUAUAAUAACUAAGUCAUUAUUAUAGUCUCUGAUGAUGUUAAUCUCUGCUGUUCCUCUCUUUGAACCACAAUUCAAAUGUGUGAGGCUUUUUCUUCCCAUGUUGUGAGUGACAUAAGUUAAGGGACACCAUUGGAGCAUUAAUUUAUGUUUUUAAUCACUGUGUAUUUGUGUUUACAAGAUGACUCUGGGAACUGAAGGAUAUGUAAGUGGCUGAAGGUCAGACAGAUGGAGUCGUUACAGAGCAGUGUCAAGAGACUGAGUUAUUAUAAAGAUUAAUCCCAGUAACAUAUGAUGAGUCCGUUACUGUGAUGUAUUGGGGAGCCCUGAUGUAGCUGAAAUGAUGUUUGAAAGUUUGAAAAAAUGCCAGUGUUAGCAGAAAACUGGCAUUUAUAAUUGGUUUACUGUAUGAUUAUGUUGGCAAAUGGGUUACAUGUACGCUGAUUUUUAUUAAGUAUGAAAACCAAACUAUCAGUAUUUGUUUUAUUAAAUUUGUAGGGAAACGUCUUUCCAUCAAAGGGAAGGGUGCCUUAGAGGGAAUUGCAUAUUGAUAAAAAAAGAAGCAAUGGACCUCCAUCGUUUUAAUGCACCUUCAUUUGUUUGUAUCAAAGUGAUUUUGCCUCAUUCAUUAUACAUUUUAAAUUAAACUGUCAUUUUCUCAGUUUAUCAUGUUUUUCCUCAUAUUUUUCCUCAUCUUUACCAAAGAUCAAACUCCUGCUGUAUUUUCAGUGUCAGAUGAUGUUUUGUAGUUAAUCUGGAUGUUAUCACAUCAAUUGGCCAACAUGAUCCAAAAUCCGGUAUCAUAUUCAGAGGGAUGUCUGUGCUGUGUUUUUGUUAGGUGAUGUUUUAUCCAGACUCUUGCAUGAACAUUUGUCUUUAUCAGAACAAUACUACUAGAAUAAAAAAUAUUCCUAUUAUCAAA
Molecule: messenger RNA, 5363 nt
Organism: Epinephelus moara (kelp grouper)
Lineage: Eukaryota; Metazoa; Chordata; Actinopteri; Perciformes; Serranidae
Gene: ttl
Product: tubulin tyrosine ligase
Exons: 7
Coding region: 589-1818 (409 amino acids)
Biological process (GO): protein modification process
Source: RefSeq, a predicted model, not a curated record